Molecule: messenger RNA, 1984 nt
Organism: Macaca mulatta (Rhesus monkey)
Lineage: Eukaryota; Metazoa; Chordata; Mammalia; Primates; Cercopithecidae
Source: RefSeq, a predicted model, not a curated record
GUGAUCACAGGAUUUUUUUUUUCUUCUUACCUAACUUUGAACAGGUAAUGGAGAGUGAAGAGUUCAUGUUGCUUCCAGCCAAUCAACUCAUUGAUAUAAUAUCCAGUGAUGAACUAAACGUUCGCAGUGAAGAACAAGUGUUCAAUGCAGUGAUGGCCUGGGUCAAAUACAGUAUUCAGGAAAGACGUCCUCAGUUACCCCAGGUGCUGCAGCAUGUUCGUUUGCCUUUGCUUAGUCCCAAGUUCCUCGUGGGCACAGUAGGCUCUGAUCCCCUCAUCAAAAGUGAUGAAGAAUGCAGAGACUUGGUAGAUGAGGCUAAAAACUACCUCCUGUUGCCGCAAGAACGACCACUAAUGCAAGGACCAAGGACAAGACCACGGAAACCUAUCCGAUGUGGGGAAGUACUCUUUGCAGUUGGUGGUUGGUGCAGUGGAGAUGCCAUUUCCAGUGUUGAACGAUAUGAUCCACAGACCAAUGAAUGGAGAAUGGUGGCUUCAAUGAGCAAAAGGAGAUGUGGAGUUGGGGUCAGUGUUCUUGAUGAUCUGUUAUAUGCAGUAGGAGGCCAUGAUGGAUCCUCUUAUCUCAACAGUGUUGAAAGGUAUGACCCCAAAACAAACCAGUGGAGCAGUGAUGUGGCCCCUACAAGCACCUGCAGGACAAGUGUUGGUGUAGCAGUACUUGGAGGCUUUCUCUAUGCUGUGGGUGGCCAGGAUGGCGUGUCUUGCCUCAACAUUGUUGAGAGCUUUUCAUCAUUAGAUUUUAGAGUCUCAUGUGGUAUGAUUACUGAUAAGAACAUAUAUUUCAUCCUUACUUCUGAAAAAGAAAUGAGUCAUGACUCUAAAAUUUUUGAGUUAUCCGAAGGGAACAAUGACUCGGUAGCUUCUAUGAGUACCAGAAGACUAGGUGGCUUGGCUGUGUUAGGAGGGUUCUUAUAUGCUGUAGGUGCUCUGACGACAUCUCCACUCAACACAGUGGAACGUUACAAUCCUCAGGAAAACAGAUGGCACACUAUAGCCCCUAUGGGGACCCGGAGGAAACACCUAGGCUGUGCAGUGUAUCAGGACAUGAUCUAUGCUGUAGGAGGUAGAGAUGACACUACAGAGCUGAGCAGUGCUGAGAGAUACAACCCCAGAACCAACCAGUGGUCUCCGGUGGUGGCCAUGACAUCACGCCGUAGUGGAGUUGGCCUGGCAGUGGUCAAUGGACAGCUCAUGGCAGUAGGAGGUUUUGAUGGCACAACAUACUUGAAGACCAUAGAAGUUUUUGAUCCUGAUGCCAAUACAUGGAGGUUAUAUGGCGGGAUGAAUUACCGUCGGCUAGGGGGUGGUGUAGGAGUUAUUAAAAUGACACAUUGUGAAUCCCAUAUUUGGUGAACACAGAGAAGACAGAGUCUUGUACAUAUUCCUCUGUAUUCUGGGGAGCUUUGACCUUGGAGCUUUGUACAGCUUGAGAAAACAUUAGAACAAAUUUUAUUAUUUGCCGGUGCCUCAACAUAUGGAAAUACAAAUGAAAGUACUUCACCUGCAAGAUGCACAAUAAUUUUCAACUCUGUGCAGAAGAAUAUUUAUUUUUGGUUUUAAUUUAUCAUGGUUUUUUGUUGUUUUCGUUUUGAACUUACCCUUCCUCCUACAAAAAAAAGAAAAGAAGAAAAAAAUUCCAAGCAGCAAAACUUACUUUGUUUAUAAGGUAUUGAUUUAGGUUUGAAAAUACUAUUUAAUAAGGGCAUAAGGGCUAUAUAUGAUUUGGCUGUUAUUUCUAGACACUCCAUCCACGUGAUUCCCCUAACAAGGAUUACCAGGAAUUAAGGUAGGUAUGCAAAAAUGUAUUAGCUAGCCAUUAUUCUUGCACUAACCACCAGAACACUUGAAAAUCUAAAAAAAAAAAAAAAAAAAAAAACCAAGAAAAGGCAACAUCUCAUUUUAAAUAGUACAAUUCAGAAGGGAUACUAAAUCAAUAAAAACCAGGACUCAGACACUACAGUUUU